This is a messenger RNA of Aphanomyces invadans, 4595 nucleotides long. RefSeq lists its product as hypothetical. NCBI's taxonomy places the organism in Eukaryota, Oomycota, Saprolegniomycetes, Saprolegniales, Verrucalvaceae. The record is from RefSeq and is a predicted model, not a curated record. Bases 153 to 4595 code for a protein of 1480 amino acids. The transcript has 6 exons. Gene Ontology annotation, cellular component: WASH complex.
GCUCAUUAAUUCAAAGAAACGACCGACGCGGCAUCAACAUCGCAUUCGCCAACCUCCGCUCGCACUUGGACGCUGCCGGUGAACACCCCACGCCUUAAAGACUCAUCCUCACGUGUCCAUCUAAGAAGAGAGGAGUAGCGAGGAGAUUCGACAUGAACCAGCUGCGGAAGCUCGCCAGUUAUGUCGUGGACAGUUCAUUGAAGCCGUCGGCGACAUCUCCACCCCAACAGAACUCGAACCUCCCACCUGUCCCGUCGUACAAACACCUCGACUUGACGUAUGUUACCACACGACUUCUCGUGGGUGGACGUGCCGUCGACGGACCUACCGACAAGAUGAGCUGCGUGAACAACGCGACGGAAAUGAAAGCGUACCUGGAUGCCGCCCACAACGGAAAGUAUGUAGUGUUCAACCUGACCGACGACAACGCGGACGCACCAGUGAUCUCCCCACAAACUCUCGAUUUUACAUGGGAACGAGACGGCGGAAUUCGCACGUACACCCCGCCCGCGGACCACAUCUUUCGAAUUUGCUAUGCCAUCUUUGCCUGGUUAGCAUUGGAUGCUGAGAACGUCGCGCUGUUGUACUGCCACAAUGGAAAGACCCGCAGUGGCGUCAUCUGCGCGUGCUACUUCUUGUUUGUCCGCACGGUCGACGACCCGAUGUCCGCGUUGGCGCAGUUCUAUCAGAAACGCCUCGGCAUCGACACCCUCACUCCCGAAUAUGUCAAGCGGAGCAUGCCCAUUUCGAUUCAACGAUUUGUAUCCAAUUUUUCCAUCAUCAUGAACGCGCAAACGAUACCGAACCCAGAGCCGCUGCUACUAAAAGCCAUCAUGUUUCGCGCGUUGCCGGUCGAGAUGGCGCCGUUGGUGCAGCUGUGGGACGAUGACAAGAUGGUGUUUUCAACGGCGGCGACCGACGACGUCGCCAAGCCCGUCAUCGACUGGAAUCCCGAAGACGGGUUCCUCGCGAUUCUGUGGGAGUCUGGGAUUCCCCUCGACGGCGGCUUCUCCAUCCUGUGCUCGUUUGGCGACGACUACCAAGCCGACACAUCGUCCGACCCGACGUCCCGCGUCCUGUUUCGGUACAUGAAUUCAACAUGGUUCCUCUCGGCAGGACUCGUCACCCUCAAGAAGCCGUGCUUGGACAUGAUGAAGCAGUACGAACACGGAUUUGACGAAGACAAUUUCAGCGUCGACAUGGUUUUCCAUGAUAACCCGACCGUCGAGCCCAAGCCGUUCGUUCCAGUCAACUACACAGGCAACUACGCAGUCAAGCAAGGCAUCGUGGAGAUGGCGAGCCACCACACGAUUGCCCCCGACCCGUCCAUGUACUUGAACUUUAUCAAGACUGGCUUUGACGCGACCGCGUCGACGUUUGCACUGCAGCGCGCCGAGAACGCGCCGAACCUUGCCUUGGACAUUUUGCAUUCGGAGGGCAUCUCUACGAUUUUUACGCGCCUGCUUCCGCUUCCAAGUCACCCGUCGCCGUCCAAACUCGCGGCAACGGGCGCUGGCUUGAAAGGGUUCACAGGAAGCAGCUCGAAUUUGCUUCAGUCCACAACGGACGAAGCGAUUCGAUUCCACACCACUACCGCCGUCGCCACGGAGUGGAGUGCGUCCCCGAAUGUGAGCCGACGCCAAUCCACCCAUGUCGACGGCAUUUUGCGUGGCGAUGUCCGUACCAACGUCGACCUCAGUAGGCGUCACUCAUCCACCGACAGUGCACCUCCACCGCGUUGUAAACCCUCCACCACGAUCGAGGCGAAUAGUGCAGUGAACUACCAAGAAGCCGUGUGCGCAGUCUGCAGGGAAGAAGACUACGUGCUGCGUCCCCAACUCGUGCGCUGUGCUGGCGGGUGCCAGCACUUCUUUCACACGGGCUGCGCAGGGCUGAAAAAGAUCCCGUUUGGCCUAACGACCAUGAGCGACCGUGCCAACCACGCCGCGUACAUGAAGAAGUUUUUCAGCACGUGGACAUGCGCAGAUUGCACGUGUCAGCACCGCGCCGACGCGCCUUUACCCAGUGACUCGCCUCAGAGCAAGAGCUCUCCUACCAAGCAAAAGUUGGAAAAACUCCGGCUUUUGCUCGACGAAAAGGGCCUGUCGUUGGACGAUUUGCUCAGAGUCGCCGAUGCCAAAGCUCCAAGUGGGAAUUCGACCCCCACCGCCGCGGCCGGCGCAGACGACGCGUCGUUAGCCAAGUACGAGCGCAUGAUUGACAAUGGCGUACCGCUUGAAGCAGCACAGAACUGCAUGGUCCGCGAUGGCGUCGCCGUCGAUCCGUCGCGACUUGCUGCUUACGUUCCAUCCAAACCACUCGCACACCAACUUGCCCAGCACAAGCAGUCGGACGUCCUCUUGCUCAAGGACGCGAUCCAGUUUGAGGGGUAUUUUACCAUGCUCCAGAAAGGCAUCUCGAAAGAUGCUGUCAAGCACAAGAUGAAAAUGUGUGGACUAAACCCGGACAUUCUCAACUUGGACCCCAACUCUGUGUACAUGGAAGUUCGUGACAAAAUUGAAAUGCUGCAGGCAGAGUACACUCAGCCACCACGAUCUCCCCCCAAAGCCCCGUCGCCCCAGAAACCGUCCACGUCCCCGCACAAACCGACGGUGUCGCUUCCAAGCCCAAACAAAUCGACAACAACUCCAGCCACGACAAUCCACCGAGUCAAAAACCCACCGACGAGCGCAACCACGGCAUCGGCAACUAGCGCCGGUCCCCCUGGCAAGCACGAAGACGAGCCGGAGAAGGCACCGGCACCAGAUUCCCCGAUGGCCGACGGGAAACUCACCCUCAAGGACGAUCCCACGUACGGCAAGUACUUUAAAAUGCUCAAACUCAACAUUCCACAAGAAGCGGUGCGCCUCAAGAUGGUCGAGCACGGGGUGAACCCCCACGCCCUCGUCCUCGGCCCGAGCGCGCUCGUUUCCGAGUUGAAUUCCACAACCACGUCGCCAAAACCCGCGGUGCUAAAAGACGACCCUAUUUAUGCCAAAUAUUUCAAAAUGCUCAAGCUCAACAUCCCCGAGGAAGCCGUACGACUCAAGAUGAAGGAGCACGGGGUGAACGAGAAAGCGUUGGAGCUCGGUCCCGACGGAUUGGUGUCAGACUUGACGACGCCAGACGGACUCCCUGGCAAACCACUGCUUCUCAAGGACGAUCCUGUCUACGGCAAGUACUUUAAGAUGCUCAAGAUGAACAUCCCGGAAGGCGCGGUCAAGCAAAAGAUGAUUGAGCACGGGGUAAACGUCAAAGCACUCGAGUUGGGACCCGACGGGUUGAAAGCCGUCCGACGGAAGAAAUUGUUUUGGCAAGCGUUGCCGGAAGAUCGACUGAGGCGGGCGUCGAGCACAAUUUGGGAGGACAAAGAUCACAACAUUCAAUUCGACAUGGACGAGAUCGAGACGCUGUUCUUCAAGGAAACGACCGUGGUCAAGAAACCCGUCGCAAAACCCCUGGCCCGGAAGCAAGCGGUGACCCUCGUCGAUGGCAAGCGCGCGAUGAACGCUGCGAUCGCGCUCGCCCGAAUCAAACAGAGUUAUGCCGAUCUCGCCAAGGCGAUCCUCACGUACGACGCGAUGGGGCUGACCCUGGAGCAGCUCACCACGAUCCAUGAGUUCUUGCCCACCGACGAAGAAGUGGGGAUCGUCCAGCGAUACUCGGGCGACCCAUCCGUUCUUGGAGAGGCCGAGAAGUUUUUCGCUGCCAUCGCCACCGUGCCCCGGUUUGCCAUCAAGAUGGACUGUUUGGUCUCGAAGCAAGCGUUUGCAGCGCACGUGACGGAUUUGACAACGUCCAUCUCGAACGUGAUCCACGCGUGCGAAGAUGUGAAAGCGAGCCGCCUGCUCAAACUUCUCCUGGGCACGGUCCUCAAGCUCGGCAACACGUUGAACGGCGGGGACGAGACCGAGCAUGCGGUGCGCGGGUUCUCUGUCGAUUCCCUGCUCCGCCUUGGCCACACCAAAACGAACGAUCAAAAGACGACCGUGCUCCACUACUUGGUGCGCGUGCUGCGCAAGAACCAGCCGCACGUGCUCGAGUUUCAAACGGAGCUGCAACACGUGUCGUUGGCGGCGCGGGAACCGAUCGAGUCGAUCGACCAACUGUUUUCCGCGCUCGACAGCGACGUGAAAAAGACUGCCGACGAAUGCCGCCGCAUGCAACAGGACAACGCAGAGUCCAGUGUCGUCCAGUCGAUGCAAGCGUCGAUUGCCGCGUCGACACACCAACUGGACGCGCUGCAGCAGCGCAUGGCUGCCAUGAAGCACGAGCUGACAACCGUGUUUGAGUACUUUGGCGAAGACCCGGCCAAGAAACCGACCGAGUUUUUCCUCACGUUGUCGUCGUUUUGCACCGCGUUCGACAAAGCCAAGCAGGAGGUGGUGGCGGCCGAAGAAGCGAAGCAGCGCGCCGAGCGCAGCAGCCAAGCGAUGCGGCCCCGCGCGACCACGGACGCAGCAGUCAUGCUCGACCCCGUCGACAAAGCCAAGCUCAUCAGCGCCAAGAACUCGUUCUCCUUCCACACGACCAAACUCCCAUCCAAGACGUCGACAACGACCGACCUCGAUCGAACUGCUUCUUCCCGCUUUUAA